Molecule: messenger RNA, 1207 nt
Organism: Bursaphelenchus xylophilus (pine wood nematode)
Lineage: Eukaryota; Metazoa; Nematoda; Chromadorea; Rhabditida; Aphelenchoididae
Source: the annotation of a GenBank genome assembly
AUGAGAAUUGUGUUGCUGUUCGACUUGGAGUGUGAGAAAAAUGAACAAAUAAGAAAGAAAAUUGAAUUGGUGCUCACAUUUUCCAUACAGUAAGCAAAUCAAUUUGACCUUUUAGAGUUCAUAAAAGACAACGUCGGGAUUGUGAUGGGACCGUGUGAGAAAUAUGCGAGGUUUGUGGCGACUCUAUUGCAGACACUCCAAAAUCUAUUGGUCAAUGGUCUCUCGAGAUCGUUGAAUAUUUCGGUAGAGUUUUAAAACCUUGACGUAUAAAUUUUAGGAAUUCUAGUGCCGCCUAUGAAGAUCAUGCAUGCAGGAUUUGGGGAUGAUCUGAGUGCCGUACUUCGACCACUUACUGUUUUCAUAUAAGUCAUCAAAUUGUGAUUUUCUUAAAUUUCAAUAUUUUCACAAUGAUAGUGACAACUCUGCGAUACUUUAACUGUCCUGUAAAUCUAAUUUUAAAGGCUAAACUUUCCUAAGACUUUAAAGGACCAGAAAAGGUAUUUUUUGAACCGAUUUUUUUAUCGGCGUAAUCAGGCAAUUUCGUGGCGGGACCAUCAAGGUAUGCAUGUGUUCUCGAUUUUUAGAAUGGAGAAUAAACUUCUCUUGUGAAUUCUAAAUGGCCGAUUGGCCCAAAACCAUUGCUUCACAUGUUGAAUGAGCUGGGUCAUUCCAGGAACUCGAUGAAAAACAUCAAACCCGUUCGUGUAUUUUGUUUUUUUUUGUCCUUCAGUUACUUUUUUAGAUAUCUCUCCGAACAAGAAGGAUUGGACGAUUAGAAGCAGUUAGAAUCCGGACUCGUGGAUGGGUAUGGUCGACGGACACAUGUGGACGGGUGGGAAUUUUACUUUUUUUGUGUUUAUUUUUUAGACAGACAGGUAUCAUGAAUAAUAUAUUUUUAUCAGUGAAAUUAGUGCUCUAGCUUUAGUUAAUCACUGCAUGAAGUAGUCCACGAGUUGAUAUACGUUUUACAGGACAAAGCAUGUUAUUAAUACUCCGUUUUUGUAAGAACUAUGCACUUUUGCCAUGGAUAAUAUCAAAAUUUGGGCUAAAACUUGAUUUUUGGGUAAUAAGCUUGAACUUUUGAGCAAUAAUUUGUUUGUAAAUGUUCAUUUUGUUUCAGAUUCCUGUUACGUCGGGAAAAGACUACGUUUUGCAGGCCUUGGAGACUAGAACAAUGCCAUCAACACGGGAAAUUAUCGCUUCAUGA